Messenger RNA from Ricinus communis (castor bean), 849 nucleotides. Its product is annotated as calmodulin-7. Bases 120 to 569 code for a protein of 149 amino acids. The transcript has 2 exons. The record is from RefSeq and is a predicted model, not a curated record. Gene Ontology annotation, molecular function: calcium ion binding; enzyme regulator activity. NCBI's taxonomy places the organism in Eukaryota, Viridiplantae, Streptophyta, Magnoliopsida, Malpighiales, Euphorbiaceae.
UUUUAUUUAUUAUUAUCUCACGCUCACUAUUAUUAUUCGUAGAAUUUUUCUAAGACAGAGAAGAGAAAACAAAAGAGCCAAGCAAUUUCUGAACGAGAAGAAGAAGAAGAAGCAAAGAAAUGGCGGAUCAGCUUACUGAUGACCAAAUCUCUGAGUUCAAGGAAGCCUUCAGUUUGUUCGACAAAGAUGGAGAUGGUUGCAUCACCACAAAGGAGCUUGGAACUGUGAUGAGAUCGCUGGGGCAGAACCCUACAGAGGCAGAGCUCCAGGACAUGAUUAAUGAAGUUGAUGCUGAUGGGAAUGGAACUAUUGAUUUCCCGGAGUUUCUGAACCUGAUGGCCAGGAAGAUGAAAGACACCGACUCUGAGGAGGAGCUGAAAGAGGCAUUCAGAGUGUUUGACAAGGAUCAGAAUGGCUUCAUCUCUGCUGCCGAGCUGCGCCAUGUGAUGACAAACCUUGGCGAGAAGCUUACCGAUGAAGAAGUUGAUGAAAUGAUAAGGGAGGCAGAUGUCGAUGGUGAUGGCCAGAUAAAUUACGAGGAGUUUGUGAAGGUCAUGAUGGCCAAGUGAUCAUUCCAUUGCCUUAACAAAAACUAAGUUAAAAAAAAUAUAUAAUAUCUUUUUUUUUUCUUUUAUAAUAUUGAGAAAUUCGGGGUUUGAAAUCAAGUUCUUGAAAGGAAUUGGGAGGGGUCUGUCUGUGGUGGUGGAAUGUGUGAUGUUCCUUUUAUUGUGUCUAAUGUUUCUGUUGAAUUCAAUUGUCUUUUUGGCAAUUUAUGUUUUUCUUUUUCUGUUCUUUCUUUUAUAAACUCGGAAUCACGUUUUGGAAUUGGAAUCACUUUUUGGAAUUGAA